This is a messenger RNA of Miscanthus lutarioriparius, 1206 nucleotides long. The record is from the annotation of a GenBank genome assembly. Lineage: Eukaryota; Viridiplantae; Streptophyta; Magnoliopsida; Poales; Poaceae.
AUGCCUUCCUCAGCCUCCGCGAGAGGAGGACGAGGGCUCCUCUUGCCGGCGGCUGCGGCGGCGGUUGUGGUGCUACUAUUGGAUGCAGUGGCGCCAGCGGCGGGUUGCUAUCAGCGCGUGUUCAGCUUCGGGGACUCGCUGGCGGACACCGGCAACUACCCGUUCGUCUACGGCAACGACUCUGGCGCGGCCGCGCUCCGGCCACCCUACGGCGAGACCUUCUUCCACCGCGCCACCGGGCGCGCCUCCAAUGGACGCCUCGUGGUCGACUUCAUCGCGGACACACUGGGCCUCCCGUUCGUGCGGCCGUAUCUCAGCGGACGGAGCGCGGAGGACUUCGCGUGCGGGGCCAACUUCGCCGUGGGCGGCGCCACGGCGCUCAGCCCGGAUGAAAUCCGUGCAAGGGGUUUCGACAACAUGGGCAAUCAAGUGGGCCUCGACAUGGAGAUGGAGUGGUUUCGCGAUCUGCUCGACCUACUCUGCCCCGGCAACCUCGCCGGUUGCUCAGAUAUGAUGAACCAAUCUCUCUUCUUGGUUGGAGAAAUCGGGGGCAAUGACUACAACUUUCUUCUUCUUUCUGGAGUUCCCUUGGAGAAAAUUCACACCAUCACUCCGAGUGUUGUUGCGAAAAUUUCUUCUACAAUCAGCGAAUUGAUUCGGCUAGGAGCCAAGAAUCUUGUGGUUCCAGGAAACCUCCCUAUUGGAUGUGUCCCGGACUAUUUGAUGAUAUUCAAGAGUGAUAAGGAAGAGGAUUAUCAACCACAGACAGGUUGUCUUAGGUGGAUGAACGAGUUCUCACAGUACCACAACAAGCUUCUUGUGGAGGAGCUUAAGAAGCUUCGCAAGCUCCAUCCUGGAGUAACCAUCAUCUAUGCGGAUUACUUUGGAGCUGCUAUGGAGAUUUUCCUUUCCCCUGAACAAUAUGGGAUCGAACAUCCCCUAGUGGCUUGCUGUGGUGGAGAAGGACCCUAUGGUGUGUCCCCAACUACAAAAUGUGGAUUCGGAGAAUAUAAGCUGUGCGAUAACCCAGAAAAGUAUGGAUCAUGGGAUGGCUUCCAUCCAUCAGAAUCUGCAUACAGGGCCAUUGCUACGGGCCUGCUACUAGGUUCCUACACAAGUCCGUCAAUUGCUUCCACCACCACUUCAUGUCCACAGCUUAUGGAGCUCGGCUCUUCUGCUGAAUACAAACCCCUCUACGACCUGUAA